ACCUAAGCUUCAGCCCGCGUUAAACCUAUUUCCACCAAAAGCAACUUUCUUUCUUGAUCACAACAGAAUCCACCCACCAAAAGCGAACCUCACUGAUGAUACCCCUCGAUGAUCUAAUCUUGAAGAACAAAUCCACGACGAAGAGACUUCUUGUGUAGAUACGAUAGAUAAAAAAAAAAACUAUCUUCCUCUACGCGUCUAAUAUUAUUUCUCUCUCUUCUUUUCUAUUCUUUGGUUUCGGAGUACGAGCGAACGUCGAUCUUUGUCCGGCCGGCCCCAUUCUGCUCUCUCUCCCACCCCCCCAAAAGUCGCCAAAUUGACCCGACAUCGACCUAACUCAUUGCAUCACUCCACCAAACCAACCCACGCGAUCAGCAGCGCACCCAGUCGACUUUCAUUUUCCGACUUCAACCUCUACUAGAACCCCUCAUAUCUACUACUGCAUAACCAUACCUCAUCAUGGCUGACGCGCCAAAUGCGAAUGAUGAGCUUUACCCCAUCGCUGUUCUCAUAGAUGAACUAAAGCACGACGAUGUCCUACUCCGAUUGAACGCCAUCCACCGUCUAUCGACAAUUGCGCUCGCUUUAGGUGCCGAGCGCACUCGUGACGAACUCAUUCCCUUUUUAGAUGAGUCUGUCGAGGAUGAGGAUGAAGUUCUCGUCGCCCUAAGUGAGGAGCUAGGAAGCUUCAUCGAAUACGUUGGUGGUCCUCAAUAUGGCCAUGUCCUCCUUUCCCCUCUUGAGAACCUCGCUGCCAUCGAAGAACCCGUCGUUCGGGAUAAGGCUGUCGAGUCCCUUAACAAGAUUUGCAACGAUCUAUCGCCUCAACAAGUCGAAGAAUACUUCAUCCCACUUACCAUCCGACUUUCCAAGGCAGACUGGUUCACAUCUAAAGUAUCUGGAUGUGGCCUUUUCACAACCCCUUACAAGAAGGUAUCCCCGCCUGUCCAAGAACAGCUUCGCCAACAAUUUGGUCAACUCGUACACGAUGAGACACCUAUGGUACGAAGACAAUCCGCUACCAACAUGUCCAAGUUCGUCAAGGAAAUGCCCGCGGCUAUCGUAGUCGAAGAAAUGAUACCCCUUUUCCAGCAUCUCGCGCAAGAUGAUCAAGAUAGUGUGCGAUUAUUGACGGUGGAAAUCCUUAUCUCUAUUGCCGAAGUCGUACCUAAGGAACAACAAGGCAGCCACGGUGUCUUACUUACAUCGUUACGAAACUUGAUAGAGGAUAAGAGCUGGAGGGUUCGAUAUAUGAUCGCCGAUAGGUUCGAGAAGAUCGCGAAGGCUGUGGAUGAAGAGGUGGUCUCUCGAGACCUAGUACCUGCGUUUGUCAAAUUGUUGAAGGAUAACGAAGCAGAAGUCCGAACUGCUAUCGCCGGACAAAUCCCUGGUUUCUGCAACUUGCUCGACAGGACUACUCUCCUUAACGAAAUCAUGAGCUCCAUCGAGGACCUUGUUUCUGACACCUCUCAGCAUGUCCGUGCUGCCCUAGGAACGCAAAUCAGUGGUCUAGCACCAAUUCUAGGCAAGCAAGAGACUAUUGAUCAUCUUCUCCCUAUGUUCUUGCAGAUGUUGAAGGAUGAAUUCCCCGAGGUCCGCCUACAUAUCAUCUCGAAGCUCGAGUUGGUCAACCAAGUUAUCGGCAUCGAUCUUCUCUCUCAAUCCCUUCUACCCGCAAUCGUACAGCUCGCGGAAGACAAGCAAUGGAGAGUACGACUUGCUAUUAUCGAGUAUAUUCCUCUCCUCGCGAGUCAGCUCGGAGUUAAGUUCUUCGAUGAUAAGUUGAGCACGCUAUGCAUGGGUUGGCUUGGGGACACUGUCUUCUCUAUUCGCGAAGCAGCAACUCACAACCUAAAGAAGCUCACCGAAGUCUUCGGCGUUGAGUGGGCGAGUCAAACAAUCAUCCCUAAGGUGAUGGCCAUGGGCACUCAUCCUAACUAUCUCUACCGCAUGACAACAUGCUUUGCAAUCUCGACUCUGGCUACUGUCGUUAGCCUGGAUGUUAUCGGAAACUCUAUUCUUCCUAUGUUAGAAAAACUAGUUGAGGAUGAUAUCCCUAACAUCCGUUUUAACGUGGCGAAGACAUACUCGGUACUUAUCGAUGUCCUAAAACGACUUCCAGAAGAGGGUACUAUCUACAGCUUAGAAAAGGCCGGAACGACACCCACUACACCAUCUCCUCGUGCCACUGAACUGAUCCAGCAACGCCUUCUUCCAAAUCUGGAGAAGCUACAAAAGGAUGAUGAUGUGGAUGUUCGUUACUUUGCUACCACCGCAGUAGCGGGCAUUCCGGGAAUGUCUGGAGAACCUAUGAAUACAUCGCCGUAGAUGAAUCAUAAAAAAGAGAAAUCUUCCCACCAUACGGCCAGGUAUUAGAGUGUCUUAGUUGCACCUCUCGCGAGAUAGCCAUCCCGAAUUGUCUAAACGCCUAUUCGUCGAAAGGGGGUCCCUUGAAGAACCUUAGAUUUCGAGGGUUCGUAGAGUAGAAGACGUAUGGUAAAAGGGAGGCACGCACACGGUCAUGACAUGCAUUUUUUGGAGGUUUUGUGUUCUACUCGGCAUUAAGAAACCCCCUUUUGUAAGGGACUUGGAAGUUGUACAAGCUCCUAUAGAGGAUGAAAGGGCCAAAAGCCCCAAAAGGUGCUAUCAAAUGAAUGCCCGACAGAAUGAUUGUCUGGUAAUUGUAAGAUAAAAAAGACGAAAAAAACAUGAGUUUAAUAGAUCUCGAUCAAAUAG
Hypoxylon trugodes is the source of this 2736-nucleotide messenger RNA. RefSeq names its product armadillo-type protein. The transcript is spliced from 8 exons. Gene Ontology annotation, molecular function: protein phosphatase regulator activity. Gene Ontology annotation, biological process: protein dephosphorylation. Bases 460 to 2328 code for a protein of 622 amino acids. Lineage: Eukaryota; Fungi; Ascomycota; Sordariomycetes; Xylariales; Hypoxylaceae. The record is from RefSeq and is a predicted model, not a curated record. Gene Ontology annotation, cellular component: cytoplasm; protein phosphatase type 2A complex.